Chaetura pelagica (chimney swift) is the source of this 239-nucleotide messenger RNA. Its product is annotated as RLA class II histocompatibility antigen, DP alpha-1 chain-like. NCBI's taxonomy places the organism in Eukaryota, Metazoa, Chordata, Aves, Apodiformes, Apodidae. The annotation marks the transcript as partial. Gene Ontology annotation, molecular function: MHC class II protein complex binding. The record is from RefSeq and is a predicted model, not a curated record. Gene Ontology annotation, biological process: peptide antigen assembly with MHC class II protein complex; antigen processing and presentation of exogenous peptide antigen via MHC class II; immunoglobulin production involved in immunoglobulin-mediated immune response. Gene Ontology annotation, cellular component: MHC class II protein complex. The transcript has a single exon.
GGAUCCCAGUGGUCAACGUCUUCCCCAUCCAGCCCCUGGUGUUGGGCUCGGCCAACACGCUGGUCUGCAGGGUGGAGAACAUCUUCCCCCCAGCCCUGAAGAUCACCUGGCAGCUCAACGGGGUCCCUGUCACCCAGGGGGUCACCGACACCCACUACACCCCCACCCCCGACCUGGCUUUCACCCGCUUCUCCUACCUCCUGGUCACCCCAACCUCUGGUGACAUCUACGCCUGCGUU